UUGUAGUUCAGGACAUACCUCUGCAUCUUUUGGGCUGAGACCCUCUGUAUGUUAUGGAUAGAGAUGAGUGACACCUGGUUAGCUAGAGUACUCUCUGCCCUGCACUCUAUGCACGUGCCCCGGGCUUUGUGUAUACACGUGAAGCAGCCUCUGCACCCCCACAUGUGCCAGCAUGCUGUCCACAUCACAUGUUGGAGGUGAUCAUGGCUAAUAGAUCAUGACUGAAGAGAGCUGCUUCUAUGGCAUGCCGUCUGCAUUGCGUCUCAGUGUUAAAUCCCAUAGACAGCCGCUGCUGUACAGAGUACCCCCUCCUCAGCAUUUUUUUUUUAAAAGAGCCUUUAGAUGUUGUUUUGAAUGGCUGGACUGGUGAUGCCCAGAGAGGAUCGGCUUCUGUCUGCACCAAGCAGGAGCUCUCAGGUUUCUGCUGAUACUGCAACGUCAAUAAAUGGGUCGCAGGAGGGAGUUCUGCAUGCACCUUCCCCAGGCUGCAAGGCUUCAAGUAUUCCCAGCCUGCUAUUUCCUCGCAUCUUGCAGCACCCAGGCAAGCAUACAUCUACCGCACUGGCGUGAUCUUCUGGUUUACCUAGCAUUGAAAACAAACAGGAGCGGAAGGCAGGAGGGAAUCUGCUGACUUGGCAAAGCCCACAGCUUCCAUAUCCUACAAGCUUUUCAUGUUUGGUGACUAUGACAGCGGGCCAGCAAUGCUAUUUUCAUGUAGUAGAACUGCCUUGCGUUAAGAAAGGAUAGUGGGACUAAGGUUUCUUUUGUUUUGUUGCAAGAUUUUUACAAGAAGAGGGGGAUCGAUAUCUCUCUCUCUCUCUAUCUCAGAAGAGAUCUGAAGAACCAUUCCCUUUGAUUCACGGAUCUAAUAUUGGGAUCAUCCUAUACAGAGAUAUAACAAUAAAGGGUUGAAGGAGGGUGCUGCAACAGCAAAGUGAUUACCUCUAGCAGCCCCUCCUCCCCCAUCCCUCCUCCCUCUCCACCGGAAAAAUGACCGUGAUAGCUGGGGAUAACAUGGACGAGACCUCAGCCCUGCCCGGCCAUCCUCAGGACAGCUACCAACCAGACCAUGAUGAUCAUGAGUGCUGUGAGAGGGUGGUCAUUAAUGUGGCAGGGUUGCGCUUUGAGACCCAGCUAAAAACUUUGGCUCAGUUUCCCAACACUCUUCUUGGUAACCCCAAAAAAAGAAUGCGCUAUUUUGAUCCCCUUAGGAAUGAGUAUUUUUUUGAUCGUAACCGCCCAAGUUUUGAUGCCAUAUUAUAUUACUACCAGUCUGGGGGAAGGCUGCGGAGACCAGUCAAUGUGCCUCUGGAUAUGUUUUCAGAGGAAAUAAAGUUCUAUGAACUUGGGGAAGAAGCCAUGGAGAAAUUUCGUGAAGACGAGGGCUUUAUAAAAGAGGAGGAGCGCCCGUUGCCAGAACGAGAGUUCCAACGCCAGGUGUGGCUUUUAUUUGAGUAUCCAGAGAGCUCAGGGCCAGCCAGGAUCAUUGCCAUAGUCUCAGUCAUGGUAAUCCUCAUCUCUAUUGUUAUUUUCUGCUUGGAGACUUUGCCAGAACUGAAAGAAGAUCGUAUUUUCACCCGCAAAAUGGGGAACAAUACAGUACAUUUCAAAUCUCACAUAUUCACAGAUCCAUUCUUUGUGGUGGAGACCCUCUGCAUAAUCUGGUUCUCCUUUGAGUUGGUGGUAAGGUUCUUCUCUUGUCCCAGCAAACCAGAAUUCUUCAAGAACAUCAUGAACUUCAUUGACAUAGUGGCCAUCAUCCCUUAUUUUAUCACAUUGGGGACUGAAAUAGCUGAGCAAGAAGGUCCCCAAAAAGGGGAACAGGCAACAUCUUUGGCUAUCCUGCGAGUCAUCAGACUGGUAAGAGUCUUUAGAAUCUUCAAACUCUCCAGACAUUCUAAGGGCCUUCAAAUAUUGGGACAGACCUUGAAAGCUAGCAUGAGAGAACUAGGGUUGCUAAUUUUUUUUCUGUUCAUUGGGGUCAUCUUGUUUUCUAGUGCAGUUUACUUUGCUGAAGCUGAAGAGGAUGACUCUCAUUUUUCAAGUAUCCCUGAUGCUUUCUGGUGGGCGGUGGUAUCAAUGACCACUGUGGGUUAUGGUGACAUGUACCCUGUGACAAUUGGAGGCAAAAUCGUGGGCUCCUUGUGUGCCAUCGCUGGUGUGCUGACAAUUGCCCUGCCCGUACCUGUCAUUGUGUCCAACUUCAACUACUUUUACCACCGAGAAACUGAAGGGGAGGAACAGGCUCAGUUACUUCAUGUUAGCUCCCCCAAUUUAGCCUCUGACAGUGACCUGAGUCGACGCAGCUCUUCAACAAUGAGCAAAUCUGAGUACAUGGAAAUUGAAGAGGAUCUGCAUAAUAGUAUAGAUAAUUUUAGAGAGUCAAAUCUCAGAACUGGCAACUGCACCGUAGCAAAUCAGAACUGUGUUAACAAAAACAAACUGCUGACAGAUGUGUAAAGCACACCCCAGCUGCAGGAUAUCAUUGGCUCAGCCACUUUCUGUAGACGCUUUAAAACUAUAGUCUUUGAAUGCUUUAUCUGUCAUCGUUAAUGCAUUUUUGCAUUGCGAAUUAAUGCUCAGCGAACAAGAAGCUUUCAGGAUCCGUGAAAGAUAAUAUUAUCAUUUAUUUUUAAAUGGGAUUAUUAUUUUUUUUUCUUUUUAACUGGUCAGAGGGAAGUAUUCCCAAACCAGUUGUAUUAGUUAGCAAUUAAAUGAUAGAAAAAAAAAAAACUUAAAAAAAAAAACACAACAAUUUCAUUCCCUUUGCUUGUUAAUCUUAAAUUCCAACAAACCAUAACCGAGAGUUAACAGAUAUGCAUGGAUUUUCAGUAGCUUUCUCUGCCAACUGCACAAUGCAUCCAAGGAUGUGCAUCUGUAUCAAAGGGUUAAAAUGAUGUAUGCAAACAUUUGCUCUCUUUUUUUUUUUUUUUCUGGAGAAGUGUAUUUCCUAUCCAAUGAAACGAUUAUGCACUUACUGGUGACCUACAGAUCCAUAAAGCACCUUAUAUGAACUUAUGCUUUAUAAAAAAGUAGAGCAACUAAUACAUUAAAUGGUUGUAAAAAGGAAAAAAAAUGGACAAACAUCUGCAAUUGCUGCUAGAAUUUAAUUUUUAAAAUGCAGAUGGUUUCAAACUUUUUUCUUUCUUGAUUUUUGGGUUUUUUGGUUUUUCAACGUGGAUGCAAAAGCUUUUUUCGCUCCAUGUUUGCGAUAACAGCACAAUGGAGUUUAUCAUAUCGCAUGUUUUUUUGUUUUUUUGUUUCUUUUUUCAAUUUGAUACCUACUGUAUUAUUUGGUGACCUUGCAUGCCUGAAAUGUUACCUCAAACAAUAGGGGAAUAGGUUUUCUUUUAAACUUUUUAACCCUUUCUGGUGCCGGAGAGGACAACUAUACAGUGCAGAGCAAAGUGUUGCCACCAACUGUGGCAAUAAAUAUAAAAAGGCUAAAAAUAGGUCAUCAUUUUAAUUUAAUGUUAUUUAUUAUUGUUAUUUUGCAUUCACCAAAAGUGCACUCCUAAUUUUUGAACUCUUUAAUUAGUAAUUUACAGUACUGUAUGUAAAUGCAUAUGUUAGUCAAAUGGGGACAAUAACUUAUUGGCGAACAAGCAUGUUCAGAUAUUCAGCAUUAUGGCCUAUUUGACUAAGGUUUAAUUAAAAUUAAUUAAUGCAUGAUUUUAGUAUUAAAAAAAGAUCUUAUUGGAUUAGGAGCCAGAAUAAAGUAAAGGGCCUACUGAUUUUCCUGCAGUGUUACUCAGGGAAAAAUGUUAUCUUCCUAUCAGGCAUAAUUGUAGAGAUUAUAUGCAUAAGGAACUAUGUGGCUUUUAAAGAAAAAAGUCAGUAUGAACACAGUAUGAGGCGAUGCCUAAGAUUAAAAAAGGCAUAGGUUUACAGAGUACAGUACAAAUGCAUGCCUAUAGCUGCAGUCUCAGAAUGUAAUUUACACUUUAACUAUAUGCAUCGAAAAACUGCAGACCAUCUCCUUAGCUAACAUUAUUUGAGGUCCAUGGACUUUUAUACUCCUCUAGAAUUUGCUAAAGAAAAUCUAGAGAACAAGGAUGAUCUAGAUAGUUGCUAGUGCCUUUAUCCUUUCUUCACUGAUUCGCUGAAAGUGCCUCCUAAAAUGUAAGGGGACUUUGCUGAGGUCUGAGCAGGUGUUACCUGUCUCAUAACCAGUUUUGAAUCUCUAGGGGUGCUUAUGGUGUCCCAUACUAUCCAAAUAUUCAAAUUCUAUGAUGUGCAGAAUUAAAAAGCAGAUUUACCUUGGAUGUGUAUAAUCAUGUAAGAGGAUUUGCAUUAAUAAUGUUUUUAUUUCUCUAGCAAAAAAAAAAAAACAACCAGUUUUUCUUUUAUUUUUAAUCACCAAGGGGACAUUGACUUUCACACGCUCCAAAGAAAAGUUUGCACUUAAUAGAUGAUACCCUUAAUUCUUUUGCCAUUUGAGCUUCUGUUCUGUUUCAACUUUCUGCUACAUGUACCAAGAAAUGCUAAAAUGUAUGCAAUGCUGCAAAUUUUAUUUAUUUAUACAUACACCUGAUCAAGAUGUAAAAAAAGAGACUUUUUUUUUGUACGUUGAAAAGUCGACUCAGGACAAUGUCUUCCUGCAUAAGGUGGAGGAGCUAUAAGUGGCACAUUUAAGGCUUUAUCCCCACUGGCUUUCACUACAUUAUGUCCCAAAUCAUCAUAGAAUCUAGAAAAGCAUGCAUAGCAUCAAUCAACUCAAUCAGGGAAUGUAAAAGCAGAAGGGAUCCAAGUCGUUCAUUAAUCCAGCUUUAAAAUCCGAUUGUAGGUUUAGCUAGGUACAAUAAAAAUAUAAAUGAAAGAACUUUUGACCUGGUUAUAGAGACUAUUUCUUCUAAAGGGUUAUGCUUUAUAUAAAUAGAACUAUGCCAUGCACAAAUGGUGCCUAGUCUGAACUAAUGCUCAGAGCAGAAGACUGAAGGUUUAUUAGGAAUGAUCAUGUGAAAGUAGAUUUCGAUAAUACACAUCAGUAUUCAGAUUUGAAGAAUUUGUAUAACAUUAAGGAAGGCACUUAAAAUAAAAGCAUCAUCUAUUAUCACCACCCUGAACCCCAGUGUUUCAAAACGAGGGGGCAUUUUUUCUAGUUUAAGUGUUUUUUUGUUGUUGGUUCUUUGGAUGAAAUGAACAAACGUACAAGAAUGGAUUGACAUGUUUCCAAUAAGUAAAGGUGCAUUGCAAAUGGUAACAGGGCAUUAAGAUUCUACGUUUAAUGUGUCAUGUGGAAACGGUUUCCAUAAAUUCUGUUUUUCUUACAUGCUACCCAACUAAGGUAGGAGACAACUUUUUCAUGUUUCACUGACUUUAAGACUGCUCUCUCAGUAAAACAGCAAUAAGCUAUUCAAUGCUGUAACGCUGAUAAGGUGAAUUUUUGUGGCAUCUGUCAAACGAGGCUCACUUGGCAACCAACUUAGUUGAUAGGAAUUUGGGGUUUCCAAAAUUAGAUUAUCCAGUGGACUAAAUCUUCUGCAUGUGUAAAAAAUAAACAAAAAAAGAAAAAAAAAAAGAAAAACAAAAGUACUGCAUGAACUGAAUUUUUGGAUAGGGGUUGGGAGACUUCAUUUGGAUCAGUCAGGGGGAGCGUAAAUGAUGCUUUUCUCAUUGCAGAGCAAAAAAUGUACAACCCCAUGUUGUGGAAUGGAAGGAGUAAGUCGUGUAGCAUAGGCAUGCAUAUCUGGAAGUUUGACAAAUCUUUCCCCCUUUUCACUAAAUGUGCUCAAAUGUCUUUGUAGACCUGA
This is a messenger RNA of Pelobates fuscus (common spadefoot toad), 5753 nucleotides long. RefSeq names its product potassium voltage-gated channel subfamily A member 1. Gene Ontology annotation, cellular component: synapse; paranode region of axon; juxtaparanode region of axon. Gene Ontology annotation, biological process: protein homooligomerization; potassium ion transmembrane transport. The coding region runs from base 991 to 2460 and encodes 489 amino acids. Lineage: Eukaryota; Metazoa; Chordata; Amphibia; Anura; Pelobatidae. Gene Ontology annotation, molecular function: protein binding; delayed rectifier potassium channel activity. The transcript has 3 exons. The record is from RefSeq and is a predicted model, not a curated record.